AGUAAGAGAGGUGAGUUUUCAAUUUAACCCUGAAAUGCUGAAAAGUGAAAACUCAAUCCAAAUAGUCUCAAGUCUCACCUCUCUACCUCACUCACCGCAGUUCCGCGCUGUCACCGCCGAACACAACUGCAGCCAACGACGGAGGAAGUCACUCGUCGAUCCCCUCGCCGGCUCCUCUGCCUCUUCUCCGCGCCGCCAGUGUCUGCUCGCCUCUGCCUUCUCCGUCCGUGUCUCCCGGCUGCCUUGACUCCGCCGUGCCUCGCAUGUCUCUGCCUCCGCCUCGUGCCUCGUCUGCCUCAUCAUUGUGUUGGCUCCUCUGCAGGCUUUGCUCUGCUCCUUUUCGAAGCUCUGCUUCUGCAACGACCCCAAGUUGGAAAACCGUUCCUCUCUCUGUUUUUGACUUUUUGCUUCUGCAGUGUAGUGUUGAUCUCAUCAUUCACGCCCUUACCCAAUCGCUCAAUCUGAGACUGACUCUCCCUUCCCUCCUCCUUGCAGCCGUCCACACUCAAGGCCUCACCUCUGUUUCUUCUUCCUCUUCUCGUGCUUCCUUAUUCCGUUUGUCGUUGCCAUCGUCGUCGCAGGUGUCAGCAUCCGAUUCGUGUUCUUUCCGUCUGCCUCUGCUCAUGCUUCUUGAGUCUGGGUUACUGUCUGCCUCUUCAUAUUCCGGUUCGUUGUUGCCGCCCUCUGCUUUGCCUUGCUCGGUGGCCCUCAGAGUCUCUCAUCACAAGUGUUUACCAAGGAGCGUUUCAUUCCAAUCUCCAACUUCAGCUCUAACCCCUGUGCUGUUCUCAGGGAGUUAUGGUCUGAGAAGACAGAUAAUCAUACAAGGGUUCAAGAGCUCCACCAAAAUGAGAAACCCAGAUCAAGGAAUUCGUGUAAAAGAGCCAAAGACAUGGCUAAUCUCAUCAAUUAUAAACCUUGGUCAAAUCAGUUGCUGUCUUCAUUCACUACCCUUCUUUCCAAAACCAAUGUGCUUCAGACUUUAUGCCAUAUCAAGGAACCUUCCAAGGCCUUUCGGUUCUUCAAGUGGGCACAUGAAAUGGGUUUCCCGCACAGUGCUCAAUCCUACUUCAUGAUGUUGGAAAUCCUUGGUCGUCAGAGGAAUCUCAAUGUUGCUAGGAAUUUUCUGUUUUCCAUUGAGAAAAAGUCCAAUGGGGAAGUCAAGCUUGAGGAUAGGUUCUUCAAUAGCUUAAUUAGAAGUUAUGGUGAAGCCGGCCUCUUCAAAGAAUCCAUUAAGCUUUUUGAGACUAUGAAGUCAACUGGUGUAUUACCAUCUGUGGUCACAUUCAACAGUGUUUUGUCUAUAUUGCUAAGGCGGGGCCGGACCAAUAUGGCAAGAGCUGUGUACGACGAAAUGCUUGGGACAUAUGGUGUCACUCCAGAUGUGUACACAUACAAUAUUUUGAUCAGAGGGUUUUGCAAGAAUUCCUACAUUGAAGAAGGGUUUAGGUUCUUUAAAGAGAUGAUGAGCUUUGAUUGCGAUCCGGAUGUUGUUACAUAUAAUUCACUCGUUGAUGGCUUGUGUAAAGCAGGGAAGGUUAGUAUAGCGCAUAACUUAGUGAAUGGUAUGAACAAGAAAUGCAAAGAUUUGAAUUCUGAUAUUGUGACUUACACAACUUUGAUUAGAGGGUAUUGUAUGAAACAAGAAGUAGAUAAAGCAUUGUUUAUUCUUGAAGAGAUGACUAGUAGGGGGCUAAAGCCAAAUGUAAUUACGUACAAUACUCUGAUAAAAGGAUUAUGUGAGGCACAAAAGUUGAACAAGGUAAAGGAUAUUUUGGGCCAAAUGAUGGGAGAUGGGACUUUCAUACCAGAUACAUAUACCUUCAAUAUAUUAAUUCAUGCACAUUGUUCUGCAGGAAACCUCGAUGAAGCAUUUAAGGUGUUUGAAAACAUGAAAAACCUUCAAGUCCCAGCAGAUUCAGCCUCGUACAGUGUUCUGAUUCGGAGUUUGUGUCAGAGAGGUGACUAUGAUGCAGCAGAGAAGCUGUUUGAUGAAUUAUAUGAGAAUGAAACUUUGUUAAGUAAUUAUGGUUCCAAGCCGAUUGCUGCCUCAUAUAGUCCUAUUUUUCAAUAUUUGUGUGAACAUGGGAAAACUAAGAAGGCUGAGAAGGUACUUAGACAGCUAAUGAAAAGGGGAACACAAGAUCCCCUAUCAUAUAAGACCGUGAUUAUGGGGCACUGUAAAGAAGGAGCAUAUGAAAAUGGUUAUGGGAUUUUGGUAUGGAUGCUAAGAAGAGAUUUUGUUCCUGAUUUUGAGAUAUAUGAUUGUUUGAUUGAUGGUUUUCUUCUGAAGGAUAAGCCUCUUCUUGCAAAGGAGACUCUAGAGAAAAUGCUAAAGAGCUCCUAUAAACCCAAAACAUCUACCUUGCAUUCUAUAUUGGCAAGACUUUUGGAAAAAGGUUGUGUUCAUGAGUCUACCUCCCUUAUUGUCAUGAUGCUGGAGAGAAAUAUUAGACAAAAUAUAAACCUGUCAACUGAGAAUUUACUGCUCCUUUUUGGUUCUGGACUGCGAGAUAAAGCAUUUCAGAUCAUUGAGUUGCACUAUAAGAAUGGAUACCGUGUUAAAAUAGAAGUGGUUCAAUUCCUUUGCCAAAGAGGAAAGCUACCAGAAGCAUGCAAGCUGUUGUUGUUUAGUAUGGAACAUCAUAGAAAUAUUGAUAUUGACUUGUGUAAUUCAGUUAUUGCGGGCCUUUGUAAAAUUAACAAGGUUUCAGAAGCAUUUAAUUUAUGCUAUGAAUUAGCGGAGAAAGGUUUACAUCAGGAACUGAUAUGCCUAAAUGAUCUGAUAGCAGCUCUAGAGGCAGGAGGGAGAUUAAAGGAAGCUGCAUUUAUAUCGAAGAGAAUGCCAAGAGUCGACCUAAAGUGAGUUAAAUUCACUUCUUUUUCAUAUAUUGAUAGCAUAAUAAGCUUCUGAUGCUGCAUAGUUAUGUCUGUUUCAUCUUUAGAAUAUUUUUGUUUGACACAAACAAAAUUGAUCUAAAACAUUUGACAGAUAAGGUGCUAGGGACAGUUAUUUGUGGAUGGUAGUUUCUGAGUGAAUGUAGACCGGAGAAGCUUUUGCGCAGAAGCAGAUAAGCCCAGUGUCCA
This is a messenger RNA of Arachis ipaensis, 3087 nucleotides long. The record is from RefSeq and is a predicted model, not a curated record. NCBI's taxonomy places the organism in Eukaryota, Viridiplantae, Streptophyta, Magnoliopsida, Fabales, Fabaceae.